AUGCACUACCUACUAGUCAAGCUAAGUUCCAGUACAACUGUUGUUUUUGUAAUAUUUGGUUCAGCGAAGAGAAUGAACUUAGAUCGCACUGGAAGCAGUGCCACAGCGUACCUGGUGUCAAAAAGGAGGUUGCCUAAUUUGCUAUUGAUGGAACUGAUAGAAGGAUACAGUUGUGACAAAUGUGGAAGGAAGUACAAAGGCAAGGGUUCAUUGAGGCGGCAUCAAAAGUACGAGUGCCAAAUGCCUCCCAUAUUCAAAUGCCCAUACUGUCCAAAGAGAUGUAAACAAAAAAGUAACCUCAAGUUGCACGUACAUGUCAUGCAUGCCUCUUCCUUUUCUUAGCGAAAAGCAAGAAUUAAGAGGUGUAACAUGACAAUAUCUUCGUGUUAUAACUGAUUCUUUUAUAAUGUAGGUCGAGGAGAGUUAAGACUUAGCAGACACCUUAAAGAGUGUGAGUAAGGGUGGCGAGCACUAACCAAGAGGAUCCUAUGUUAGUUUGUCGUUGAUGAAAUAUAACUGUAUGGUUGCAGUAUGAAAAAUAUCUCAUUCAUAUACAGCACUUCUGAGUUCACAAGCUUUUUAUACUGUCAGCAACAUAUGUACUAAUUUAGGUCCGAAUCCUCUUGUUUUAUUCUCACCGCCUAACAAUGAGAUUAAAGGGUUAGAGUUUUUUGGGGGGUUUUUCGGCCCUGAAGAUAACUCACAUUUCAAGUUUAAAUAUUCUAGAACAUAUGUUGAUUUUGAAGAACACCGUUACCAAGAUAAAAACCACGAACUUUCAGCAGGAGCAAUCCAAAAUUCCAGCCUUCCUGCCUACCACAUUGGGAUUACAUUAUAAAUAACAGGUUCCAUGUGGUCUGUGGAUUGGAAUGUCCUAAACAUGUGCUGCAAGUAGAACUAAAGUUUGUUUAACUCUAAUCCCCUUAAAAAGUCAGUAUGAUCACUUAUUAAAAAAAAAUCAAAAGUUAUAAUCUAUCUUUUUCACAAAUACUGUUCCAAGUCGAAAUGAGACACACACAUAUAAUGUUGGAUAUGAAAUAGUUCCUACUAAUGAAAUGAAACGAAAAAUAUCCUAAUUCAAAAUUUGCACUAAAACAUAAUUGCGUUUUAAACCUACAUUGUGAAAAAUACUGUUAUUCUAUAUCAAGAUGUGCCUAUUUGCAGAAAAAAUAAGGAAUAAUAAGUAUGUUAUGCUAUACACCUGGAAUCCCAAACGGCGACAUUACGCCUUCUAGCGGUUACUGUAUCAGUUCAAGAAGUGGAUUUGAAUAGUUCCGUGUUAGUUGAUUGAAAAUAGAAUUUUCAUCUUGUGACUGUAUUCUUCCAAAUCAACGAAAUGGAUUUUAAUCUUUCAUCAACGUGUUUCUUAUUAUUUUAGUAUUUCGCAAUUUUGUAAUUUUUGGUAGAAAACUUAUCCAUAUUCGAAUAUUUCACUAAUUAUAUGACCGCAUGGUCGCAAAGAUUUCUCCAAAUCUAUAGUAAAACGCAAGACACAAAACAUAUACAGAGUGGGUCACUUAAGAUUUAUCUGAAAUUAUGUGCGAUCCAACCUAAAAUUAUUUUUACUUAAACAGGGUGUACCUUGGAAAUAUCCACAUAUCUCUAAAAUUGAGAUACCAUGUUCUGGUUUUCGCGACUGUUUUCAUUUUGAAAAGUACUAUUCGAAACAUUAUACAAAAGUUGCUUUCUUACCACAGCGUAUUACUCUCAGCUGUCCAUUUAAAUAGGCAUGAUAUAUUUUUCCAAAUAGCAACGCCGUGUUUUCUUAACAUAGUUCGAUGCAAAAACAAAUUUGUUUCAAAUAAUAUACAUUCAAAAAUGGGUGAAUUUUGAACAAAAUGCUAAAAAUAUGAACAUUGGGCUUUUACAAAACAAGUAUUAGAACAAAAAGGAAAAUGUUGAUGAAAGUUUAAAAUACAAUUUCUAAUAUAUGUAAAUGCAAAAAUUUCAGAGACACGGCCAACUUGAAUUUUUUGUUUAAUUCAGGGUCAAAAACCACGCUUAGAGAUAAUGGCUUUUACGAAUUACAUUUUUAAAAAAAUAAUGGUCAUAUUUCUAGAACAGAAAGAACAUCAAAAAAUUUGAAAAAAGUUCCUGUAAAAACCUAGGUCACAAAAUAUUUUACAAAUAUGAUUAUAGCAAAAUGACAUUACCUGCCUAAUAUGCUACAAAUAUUCUUAAUGUCAAACGUCACUAACUUCAUCGUAUUUUCAAAGUCUGUCCAUAUUCAAAUUUUGUUCAAAACGAAUGGUCUAGAAACAUUUCUCGGUCUAUAAUUCAUGGUAAAUUAAAUAUCAUUAAGAAAUAUAUUUCUUUCGUCGUUUGUAGGGCUUAAAAUGUUUAGAUGCCAAUGUAGUGGUGUAGUUUGAGCGAAACAUUUUUCUGCUCGCUGGUUCGUACCACAAGUAUAAAACCUUCAGCCACCGUUAUGAUAUAAUUUUUGUGGAUUUUAAAAUAAAAUGAACACCUUGUAAUUUGGUAGGGAUACGUGUAAGGUGAAUGUGACACGAUCAGUAUUUACUGUGAUUCGCCAGUAUUUAUCAUGGAAUAUGAUAUUUAUUGGCUGUGUAGGCAGGCCGUCAGUAAUUAUUGGUGUUUAAAUUACCUAGAAAUCAACUGACACUAGCGGAAUGAACAGUAAAUACCGAUCGUGUGACAAUCGCCUCACUUGUCCACAUAGGUACUUUCUGCUAUAGAAAUAUGUUCACUGUUUCAUGAAUAUACUGUACGUUUAUACAAUCUGUCAAAUCUGAAUUUUAGUAAAACCUAGUUUUAGUUACAGUAAUUGUUUUUUAAAUCAAACAAAAGGCGGUAUUUUGUUUCAAAUAAACUCUUUUUUGCCAUAUUCCGUUAUUUUUUAAAAGACCUUUCCAAACAAAUUCGUAAGAGUUUAACAUUAUUAUGUUAUCAACGUCAAGCUUGUUGUCAUUUUAGUAAAUAUUGAAGUGAUUCAGUUUAAUAGUACUUUUUAUUAUAUUGGAAGAA
Acanthoscelides obtectus is the source of this 2985-nucleotide messenger RNA. NCBI's taxonomy places the organism in Eukaryota, Metazoa, Arthropoda, Insecta, Coleoptera, Chrysomelidae. The record is from the annotation of a GenBank genome assembly.